CUCGCAAGUAACCAUGUUCGCCACCGCCCUCACCUCCAAGCUCGCCGCGCCCACCGCGCUCAAGGCCUCGGCUUUCAAGGCCAAGGUCAACGCCGGUUUCUCCGUCUCCGCGGGCAGGACCAUCGACACCGACGCCCGCCGCAAGGCGAUGAAGGCGAAGCAGGAGGCUGACCGCAAGAAGGCCGCCGCCGCCGCGCAGAAGGCCAAGGACCUCGCCAAGAAGAACGCCGAGGCUGCCAAGAAGGCCAAGGCUGCCGCCGCCGAGCUCGCCAAGAAGAAGGAGGCUGCCCGCAAGGCCAAUCAGGCCAAGUACAACGCCCUCAACAAGACCGCGGGCGGCUCCUCCAAGCUCAUCAAGAAGACCCCCCCUCCCCAGAUCAAGGAUCCCUUCGCGGGCCGCGAGAAGAAGACGGGCGGCGGACUCUUCGGCCUCUUCGGCAAGAAGAAGUAAGCGUCCCCCGCGUUCGCAUCGCUCGCGCGCGACUAGCAAGAGGGUGAAGGGACUCGAGGUAUACGGGAGUCUCGCGUCGCGACGCCGCGGUGCCUUAGCUCGCAUAGGCGCAUCUCGUCUAAUACACACGCAGCGCUAAACUUUU
Messenger RNA from Micromonas commoda, 596 nucleotides. RefSeq lists its product with no specific name. The record is from RefSeq and is a predicted model, not a curated record. The transcript is spliced from 2 exons. Bases 14 to 451 code for a protein of 145 amino acids. NCBI's taxonomy places the organism in Eukaryota, Viridiplantae, Chlorophyta, Mamiellophyceae, Mamiellales, Mamiellaceae.